AGUCAAAGUCCAGACCUAAAUCCAAUUGAGAAUCUGUGCCGAGACUUGAAAAUCGCUGUUCACAGACCCUCGCCAUCCUAUCUGACUUUUGCAAAAUCUGAUUUUGAAAUUUUGCAAAGAAGAAUGGGCAAAAAUGUCACUCUCUAGAUGUGCAAAGCUGUUAGAGUCCUGAUAAUGCAGUACCUAUGAUAAAAAGCAGUGAAUAUAAUUAUGGUGAGUUGUUGAUCAGGGUGAUUGCCUGGGGAAAGAAACUGUUCCUGUGUCCUGUGAUGUGCCAUUUUGUGUUGGUCUAUCACAUAAAAUUCAGUGGGUAUGAGUACUUUUCCAAGGCACUGUAUUUCUAUCGAGUGCUAAUGCUAAGGAAAGGACUCGGUAGAAAGCAGCACUCAGAUGAAAGUGUGUAAGAGCUGCUGAAUCAUCACGACAUGCUCCAGCCUCUGCCAGCACAGUAAGUGGACACCGUCUCCUCUACCCUGAUGAUCAAUUAUGCAGAGACCGGACUGAAGGAGAGGAACAUUCGCAUACAAGUGAAGUCAGAUGUGCUUUGUAUUGGAGCAGAUUUUCAUCACCUUUAAAAUCCAAUCUGUUGGCUUCCGUGAGUGCUUUAUAAGACAUGGCACUGGGUGGUAGAAUGAAUCUUUACCAGGCAGUAGACAGUCCCACGUUCAUAAUGAGAGUGCUGCUGAGCCUGAUCCCUCUGCUGCUCAUCGUAUGGAGCGCAAACAACACUGAAGCGUUACCUGUACAGAGCAAACUGCCAAACAGCAAUGAGGUGCUGACAAAGGAGCAGAAGGACUUCAUGACAAAGUUUUUCGCCAACCUUGCUGAAUUGAACAUAACCAUCAAAGACCUGGAAACCAUGGACCUUGAACAACUGAGCAAACUGGGCGAGAGAGCUGCUCUUGGUCUGCCACCUGCACGAGAGAAAUCCCAAUGCAAGAACUUCUUCUGGAAGACUUUCUCUGCAUGUUAAACUUGCAUGUAUAUAAAUAUCAAAAUCACCCAAUGUAAUAUUAAAUACCUAAUAAACAUCUGAAAAGUCCUAUGUAUUAAUAAAAACAUCAGAAACC
Tachysurus fulvidraco (yellow catfish) is the source of this 1070-nucleotide messenger RNA. RefSeq names its product somatostatin 6 (gene sst6). The record is from RefSeq and is a predicted model, not a curated record. Gene Ontology annotation, molecular function: hormone activity. The transcript has 3 exons. Gene Ontology annotation, cellular component: extracellular region. NCBI's taxonomy places the organism in Eukaryota, Metazoa, Chordata, Actinopteri, Siluriformes, Bagridae. Gene Ontology annotation, biological process: regulation of cell migration. The coding region runs from base 614 to 973 and encodes 119 amino acids.